Molecule: messenger RNA, 1880 nt
Organism: Chelonoidis abingdonii (Abingdon island giant tortoise)
Lineage: Eukaryota; Metazoa; Chordata; Testudines; Testudinidae
Source: RefSeq, a predicted model, not a curated record
GAGCUGAGAGGAAGGAUCAUUCUGAAGGGGAAGCGGGCAGAGAGCCUGGCACACUCGCCGAGCGGGCAGCCAGAUGAGGCCCCGGAGGGGGAGGCGUCCGAGGAUGAUGAUGGGCUGGAGGCAGAGGAAGAGAGCCUGAGCCAGGAGGCCAAGAGGAAGGCCAAGAAGUCCCAGGCCAAGGAGCUGUCUGACUGCAUCGUCUACUGCCACAGCGUCCCCUUCCGCGGCUUCCAGCUGGCGCUCACCCGCCGCCGGCCCUACGAGACGGCCUCCCUGCCCGAGGCCAAGGCCAGGAAGCUGAUCAAAGAGGCGGGGAACGAGUUUGUCCGUCACACCGCCCGGCAGCUGACGCGGAUCUACCCCAGCGGGCUGAGGACCGACUCCUCCAACUAUGACCCGCAGGAGAUGUGGAACGUGGGCUGCCAGCUCGUGGCCCUGAACGUGCAGACGGCCGGGGUGGAGAUGGAUCUGUGCGACGGGCUCUUCCGGCAGAACGCCCGCUGCGGCUACUUGCUGAAGCCGGCUUUCCUGAGGGAUGUGGGAACCGCCUUCGACCCCAACAAUCCCCGGAGCAGGGCCGGGGGCGGCCCGUGGAGCCUGGCGAUUCAGGUCAUCAGCGGGCAGCAGCUCCCCAAGGUGGCUGGCAGCAAGGUGAGUGCCAUCGUCGACCCCCUGGUGCGCGUGGAGAUCCAUGGUGUCCCCACCGACAAGGCCAGGCAGGAGACCCAGGCCGUCAAUAACAACGGCUUUAACCCCCGCUGGGGCGAGACGCUGCGAUUCAAGGUGCACGUCCCCGAACUGGCCCUCGUGCGCUUCGUGGUGGAGGACUAUGACAAGGCGUCCAGGAACGACUUUGUGGGCCAGUUCACCCUGCCCUUCGCUAGCAUCAAAUCAGGUUAUCGUCACGUCCACCUCCUGUCCAAGGACGGCACAGCCAUCCCGCCUUCCUCGCUCUUCGUUCACGUCCAAAUCACGGAGCUUCCCUACCCCAAGUAGCAGCCAAGUGGGUCACACCAGCCCCCUGUACCAGCCGUUAACAGCCCUGUCCCGAUAGCUGCUGGAGAGACGCUGCCCGGCCUUGCCCUGCCCACUUCCUGGCCGAGGCAGCUUUGCACGACGCUUUUCUUUUGAACCUGCCUGUAGGCGUUUGGGCUGCUGCUAUUUGGUGCCCUAUGGUUUACCCAGAUCUCAGCCGGGCUGGGAGGCAGGUGACUGCCCCUCGCCAUGUGGCUCCAACCUGGCAUCUUGCGCCCCUCCCCGUCCUUGGGCUGCGAGCAUGAUCAAGGCCGAGCUGCCAGGUGGGGUGCUUCAGGGGGUUUUGCACGUCCCGGCCAGUAGCAGCCGGUUUAUUCACUAUCCUCGAGGGGGCUCAGGCCCAGCUGGGUGGCUAGAAUCAGGCCGGCUCUACUGCCCCUCGCUGGGUUGGACAGCGGUGCCCCCAAUUGCCCACAGUGAGCGGCCUCACGGUGUUUGGCUUGCAGUAGCACCACUCGGAGCGGGGCUACGGCCCAGAACUACGUCUCUGCCCCACUACUUCCAAGGGGAGUAAAGGACAAGAUCCAUGUGAGGACAGGCUGGUCAGCCUGCUGGGCAGGGUCAGCGCCCCAGCUGCCUCCCAGGGCUGUGUGGGGCUGGGGGCUGAUGGAGGGAGCUGGGUGGCCGUCUACAGGCAGCUUCUCCCCAGCAUAACGGGCAGCCCCAGAAAGCACUGAAGUGCCCACUGGACACUGUAACCCCUGAGCACCACCCACCAGCCGGAGCCAGGAGCCACCGGUCCCCAUAGGCCCCAGAAGCUGCAAUGGGAGUAGCUGGUGCCUGGCUCAGCCCUUGCAGGGGCUCUCGGCCCAGCGGCAAGGCCCCUCGUCAGGUGCUCCAGGAAG